CCACAGUCUGUGCUGGUGAGGGGGACAGAUGCUGCUGCAACUCAAGAUGGCAAAGCCCGGGGAGGGAGAGCAACAGCUAAUAUAGCUGCAGCGAGCAGGCGCCGGGAGACAGCGCCAUGAGCUGGGGACAGUUGUGAACAUUGCCUUGGAAUGCGUGUGUGUGAAGGGUCUUCUUUACAACCCUGAGGACAAAAAGAUCUGGAAAAAAAAAGCACUGCUAAAAAUAACCAGUGAUCCUAUCAAGAGUUGAGAUAUUACAUUGCUUUGUGCCAUUAUCAAGAACAGAUGCCCAAAAGAUUUAUUUAUUUUUUUAAAAGAAAUAUUAAGCCUUAACUCUUAAUUUUGGUGAUCUACAAACUUUUUCGACGGAUACUGAAAAUCGUUCCUCAAUCAUGAUGUUUCGGGAUCAAGUGGGAAUGCUUUCUGGAUGGUUUAAAGGGUGGAAUGAGUGCGAGCAGACUGUUGCUCUGCUAUCCCUUCUCAAAAGGGUAAGCAGGACUCAAGCCAGAUUCCUACAGAUCUGCUUGGAUCAUUCCCUACUUGAUUGCACAGACUUGCACAUACUUGAAGGCGAAGCUAACAACCCUGCAAUCAUUAACCAAUGGCAGCAAGAAUCCAAGGACAAAGUGAUAUCUCAGCUCUUAACCCACCUGCCUUUACUAAAGCCUGGAAACAUUGAUGCAAAAGUAGAGUACAUGAAGCUCUUGCCUAAAAUCCUGGCGCAUUCAAUUGAACACAACCAGCAUAUAGAAGAGAGCCGACAACUUUUGUCUUACGCAUUGAUACACCCAGCGACCUCAUUGGAUGAUAGAAGUGCACUGGCAAUGUGGCUGAAUCACCUGGAGGACCGCACAUCUGGUAAUUUUAGCACCCAGAGUCGGUGUCGAUCCGAUUCUUUGGAUUAUGGGCAAAUGCAUUAUUACCACCAAAGACAGAACUCUGAUGAUAAACUUAACGGCUGGCCGAACUCUCGAGAUUCGGGGAUCUGCAUUAGUUCCUCCAGCUGGCAGGAGAAAAACGCAGGCUGUGAGAACGGGCAUUUGCCUUUAUAUUCUUCCUCCUCUGUCCCCACAACCAUCAAUGCUAUUGGAACAAACACAAGCACAAUUCUCUCAGGCCAGACACACCACAGUCCUUUGAAAAGAUCAGUGUCCCUUACCCCACCUAUGAACGUGCCAAACCAGCCUCUUGGACACGGAUGGAUGUCUCAUGAGGAUUUACGAGCCAGAGGAUCCCAGGGCAUCCCAUCGGAUCAUGCACCCCUGUCUCCACAAAGCAGUGUGGCCUCUUCAGGAAGUGGUGGGAGUGAACAUUUAGAAGAUCAGUCUUCUGCACGCAAUACAUUCCAAGACGAAGGCAGUGGUAUGAAAGAUGUUCCUGCCUGGCUUAAAAGUCUUCGUCUGCACAAGUAUGCAGCCCUGUUCUCCCAGAUGACAUAUGAAGAGAUGAUGUCACUGAACGAAUGCCAGCUAGAGGCACAAAAUGUCACAAAAGGUGCAAGACACAAAAUAGUCAUCAGUAUUCAAAAGUUAAAAGAGAGACAUAAUCUUCUGAAGUCACUAGAAAGGGACAUCUUGGAAGGAGGAAAUCUGCGGGUCCCAUUACAAGAGUUGCACCAAAUGAUCCUCACCCCAAUUAAAGCUUACUUGUCACAAAACUGCAGUGCAGAAGAGCAUAACCGGGAGCUAGACUCUUCGGCCUCCUUAAUGAGCAGUGAGGGUCAAGGAUCAGAGAAUAAGGACUCUGCAUCUGGAGGACUGCACCAGCACCAUUUGGGCAACUGUGAGAAUGAGACCACAGGUGCUCCGUUACCUGAAGGAGAUCUUCCAGGACAGUUUACAAGAGUUAUGGGUAAAGUCUGUACGCAGCUGUUGGUUUCCAGACCUGAUGAAGAAAAUAUUAGUUCUUACCUGCAGUUGAUAGACAAAUGCCUUAUACACGAGGCAUUUACAGAAACCCAGAAGAAAAGAUUGUUGUCAUGGAAACAGCAAGUGCAGAAGCUGUUCAGGUCUUUCCCUCGGAAAUCCCUCUUGGAUGUCGCUGGAUACCGGCAACAGAGAAAGACUAGUGUUGAUGUGUUCAUUGGUAGCCGAGGCUUUGGACAGUCCAACUCUUUGCCUACAGCUGGGUCUGUAGGUGCAGGAAUAGCCAGAAGAAACCCCCGCCAGUUCCAGAUACCCUCAAGAAACCUCCCUAGCUCCAGACUUGGGCUUCUAGGUCCCAGCAGCCUCCUGGGUGCAACACAGCGAACUACAGCCAGUAAUCCUGCAAUGCUAAAGCAAGGACGGCAGAAUCUUUGGUUUGCAAACCCUGGAGGAAGUAAUAGCAUGCCAAGCCGUACCCACAGCUCUGUACAAAGAACGCGUUCCUUGCCAGUGCACACCUCUCCGCAGACCAUGCUUAUGUUCCAACAGCCAGAUUUCCAGCUACCAGUGACCGAGCCAGAUAUAAAUAACAGGCUGGAAUCCUUGUGUCUUAGUAUGACGGAACAUGCACUGGGCGAUGGGGUUGACAGAACGUCUACAAUCUAGAGGUUGAAGGUACUUUGUGACAGCGCUGGACGUGACACAGAGAACUGCAGGUCCAGUGUCCGAAGUCAGAAACCCUCCCCGGAUAUGCCAAACACAAAUUUGCCUUUUCAUGACUUUAUUUUGAAAGGUGAAGAAAAACAAUUGUGAAAGCAUAAGCUGUGCUUGCAAAUGGAUCACAAAGUGGUUACUUUUUAUUUUACUAAAAAAGGAAAACAAAAAAAAGCUUUUUGUUAGCAACAGUUUCCUGAAUGAAAAGCUAAAUGUUUUGAGCAGGAAUCUUUUAAUACAAAAAGUCACAUUAUAUGAACGAUAUUGUGGCCAGUGGCCAGAGGCCAGAUACACUUCUGACCCUAUCUAGUUGGUACAGCACAGGUGACCAAAAGCAUUAUUUUUUUUUAUUAUUUUUUUUAAACUGGGUAGUUAAAGUGACAUGUGUUGCUUGUUUCAUUCUAAAUUAGGGUACCCUGUGCCAUGUUAGGUUUGGAAUAUGGACUUUAUUUUUGCCAUAAUAAAUAUCCUUUAUCUAGAGAUAUAUAUUAAACAUAUAUAUAUAUAUAUAUAUAUAUAUAUAUUUAUAUAUAUAUAUAUACCUAUAUUAUAUAUAUAUAUAUAUAUAUAUAUAU
Molecule: messenger RNA, 3154 nt
Organism: Bombina bombina (fire-bellied toad)
Lineage: Eukaryota; Metazoa; Chordata; Amphibia; Anura; Bombinatoridae
Gene: SAMD4A
Product: sterile alpha motif domain containing 4A
Exons: 13
Coding region: 393-2531 (712 amino acids)
Biological process (GO): nuclear-transcribed mRNA poly(A) tail shortening; regulation of mRNA stability; negative regulation of translation
Cellular component (GO): P-body
Molecular function (GO): translation repressor activity; protein binding; mRNA binding
Source: RefSeq, a predicted model, not a curated record